CUAAAUGACCGCCCCACUCUUUUCUGCGCGAUGUCCGAAAAAUUUAUUUUGGUUCAUCACCAAAGCGAUUGUUGUCGAGAGAAGAGAGAAUUCAAAUUGGCAGAUAGUGAGGUUAAAUUAUGACCACAUUUCGCUUGACACUCUUUCGGUGGCCAAAUUGAUCUCGCUUUUCAGUGAAGGCUGACCACAGGCAGCAAAAAACGAAAACUCGUCGAGCAGCAAAAGCAGCAUGGAGGAAGAAAUGGAAAUUUGCUCCAACUGCAAGCGUGAGAUCAGGAGUGUUAAUUACGUGACACACUCGGUGCACUGCCACCGCAAUAUCGUCGUAUGCAACAAGUGCAACGAGCCGGUGCCUCGGGCAGAGCUCGCCGAGCACGAUGCAAACGAGCAUAGGCUCAAGUCGUGCAGGGACUGUGGGGCGCAGGUGGAGAAGGCCCUCAUGCAGAAACAUGUGAAGGAAGACUGCUCUCACAGGAAAGUAGUGUGCACAUUCUGCGAAAUCGAGCUGCCGUCCAAGGAGUUGGCUGACCACGAAAGCUACUGCGGCACCAGAACCGAGAAAUGUGCACAAUGCGGCGAAUUUGUGAUGAUCAAGUACCAAGCUCUCCACUUGGACAGUAACCAUGGCUUCCUGAAACUUGAAGACGAACCUGGACCACCUCCUAGCUGGGAGGUCCCUGCAAAGCCUCCGACAAAGAUUGAACCAAGCCGUCCAAUCCUCAAAAGUGCCAUCCGUCCAGCAAGCUCUCUCCUAGCUGCUAGUGCCAAGAAGUCUGUUCCUAACACUGUGAGAUUUGCACCUGUUGAGAAGUCACCUCCCCCUGCUGCUCCUGAACCUACUGUUGAGGAACGCCAAACAAAAUUUGGCACCAACAAAAUAGGGGCAGAGGUCAAACCAAUAGUCUGUAAAGCUGCUGAAACUGUGCUGGAAACAGAGAAAAAAACAGUUCCUAUCUAUGAUGAAGAGGCUGAUCGCCUCCUUGCCUUCAAACUAGCACAAGAUGAGAUGGAAAUGAUGAGCAAAUACCAACUGGAUGGAAUAUUAGAACAGAGAAGAAAAAUUGUUGAUCAAACUUCCGAGAAGAAAAGCUGUGUUCCUGAAAAGCGUACACGAACAUCUCCUGUGAAUUUUGUCCUACCUGCUGCUAUUGAAAACAUGGGUGCCGUUGGUGGCAAACCUAAAGAGCCAGUCACUAAACAAAAGAACCCAGACUCGACUGAUUCCGAGAAAGCCACCACUCUUGUUAGCUCCAAACAGGAAACAUACAAGCCCCCUGAGCAAGCUGGAGACUUCGAGGAUGUCCAGAUUCCUUGUGAAUUUUGCGAAAUUCUUGUCCCUGCUAGUCGCCUUUUGAUCCACCAGACUGGUUGUCGUCCUGACCUUGCAUGCUACAUACCCUACAAAUACAACAAAAUCAAGAUUGCUCAGCCAGAACAGGACCACGAAAACCAAAACAACAUUUCUGAAGCUGCAAAAGCACCAAAUCGAACAAAGACUAUUAUCCCCUGUGAUCUUUGCAAUGCCAAUAUCCCACCUGAGAAAUUCAUUCAACACCAGUUAGCUUGUGAAAUAAAGCACCUCCCUGUUCGAGCUGACAAGCCUAAAGCACUGGUGAUGCCUCUCUCUGGACGUACUCUUCGUGCCUCUCAUUCAAUCGAAGAGUCCAUUCUUCCAGCCCUGGAAACUCUUGAGAAAGAAGUUAGUUUGAAGCCUGGUUUGCGGAACUGCAUGUCAGCUGGUAACUUCAAAGACUUCAGCGACCCUUCUUCUUCAUCUGGGAGCCACAGCAAUGAUGGUCCUUGUGAUUCAGAUGAGAGAGCUAAACAGGGAGCUGUUCCAAAGCAGAAGGCAAGGCGUGAUAGAUCUCGAGUUAAAUCCCCAAUCCAACCUCCUACCCGUUAUUACUAACACUCUAAUUAACUGCUCUUGUAUCAAUAACACCAAAAUCCAUUAAGAAGUACAGAGCUCCACAACCACCGCAACUUGAUAAAGUUUAGGCGCCAUGGUGAGAGUUUCAACGACCUCUCCGCUCAACGUUAGAUUUGUGCUUCAGGUAUUAUUUUAAGAACUCGCCCAACCCACAACAAUAAUGUGCUUGAUUUCUGGCUAAAUUUUUCUAUAUUAAGAGGAAAUUUAUAUUGAGAGGCUCUCACAAAAAAAAAGUUUUUUAAUUCCAUUUGAAACUGUUCACUAUUCGGUUUAAUAUAAUUUGGUAGUCUUCUUACAUAGGAUUGUUAAAAAUUUUUUGACUUUGGCUUUGCAGUGGUAAAAAUUAUAGUAAUUUAAACAAGAAAGUAUGAACAACAUAUCUUGACUGAUUCCUGCAAUCAAGCAUAAGACGAAAAUUAGAGCAUAAAUUUAUGCUAGUGUAAAAUUUCCAUUAUUGCGUAGAUUGGUUAACUAUGCUCUUUUCAGUCCAAUUGAGUGUGGUGUAAUCUAUGGUGUCUUUGGACAAAGCUGUUUCUGUAAAACACUGCUGAGCAGACGCCACACCCAUAGAGAGGCCGCAUCAAUGCCUUGACUUUGUUAUGCUUCCGUUUCACAUGUGCCACCAGAUCGCAGUCAGAUUCAAAGAAAACGUCGCAAGAACCACACCUAGAAUUUGUGAUCAUUAAAAAACUGGUCUAUAUUUGGCAUCUAAAAAAAUAACGUACCUAAAGUCUCCGUGUGUUUGUCUGGAGGGAGCGAUUGGCGUGCUGCACGUGAACGGAGUUUUUUUCCUGCUGGGCCCGAAGCACGAGGUUUUUACAGGCGUAUCUUCGAUAAAAGUGUGAAUGGGCUCAUCUCCAUGGUCGUCAUCGGAAGACGCUGCGGGUUGUUGAACCAAGUACUGCUGUAACUCUGAAAUGUGUACCUCAUCAACAUGGUGACUCAGAAGGUCUCCAAACGCAGCAAGAACCUAAAAUAAGAUUUUUUUUUUUUAAUUUU
Messenger RNA from Neocloeon triangulifer, 2929 nucleotides. Its product is annotated as TRAF-type zinc finger domain-containing protein 1-like. The coding region runs from base 230 to 1909 and encodes 559 amino acids. The transcript has 10 exons. NCBI's taxonomy places the organism in Eukaryota, Metazoa, Arthropoda, Insecta, Ephemeroptera, Baetidae. The record is from RefSeq and is a predicted model, not a curated record. Gene Ontology annotation, molecular function: zinc ion binding.